CAAACAAUACUCUGAAACCGGAAGAGAGGAAACCACACCGUUAUCUGUGGAUGUUUACAACGAAAGCAAAAAUGAAUCCUCCAAUUAUCAACUCGGUGACAACUUCUACUAAAAGAAAGCGAGAGGCCGAGCGCUCCGUCAACUGGACGGUGGAAGAGACCCAGGUGUUGCUGUGUGCCUGGAGUGACGAGCGCGUGCAGAAGAGCCUGGCAGAGAAUGUCCGUAACCGCCAUGUCUUCAAACACCUCUCAGCCCGCAUGUGUGACUUGGGCUUCUCACGCAGCCCUCAUCAGUGCCGGCUCCGCGUCAAGACCCUCAAGGCCAACUACGUAAGAGCCAAGCUGCUGAUGAGCGAGGACGACUCCCAGCCCUGCAGUUUCAGGUACUACGCUGAGAUGGAUGCUGUGCUGGGGAGAAACCGCGCUGUGGAGGGGACUGGAGGAGGGCGCCAUUUUGGAUCUCCUGAAGGCAUAGGAGGAUUAGGAGGGUACCAUUUUGGGUCUGAAUUGAUCGUAGGAACAGGGCGCUAUUUUGGAUCUGAAGGGAUUGGAGGACUAGGAGGAGGACGCCAUUUUGGAUCUUCUGAGGGGACAGCAGGACGACAAUCCCGGUAUCUGGUGUCUGAGAUGAAGGUGGAGGAGGAGGACAGAGAGGCAGAGGACACAGACGACUACGAGUUCAACGGCGUAGGAAUCACCACUCGGUCACUGGCUGGCCCGGGUGGAAGACGCCAUGAUGCUUUUCUAGAGCACAGCAACGACUGUCAUGAACCUGUUGUUCAUCCAUUGGAGGAUGACCGCAGCUCCAGGUCAACACCCCCACCACCCCAGCCUGCUUCCCCUUUCUCUCCACCCCCAGACCAUAGCCCCAACCUGGGCAGUGCUACCGCCAUCCCCUCCACCCAGUCCCUGGAGCCUGUGUUGAAGCACCUGGCAGACUGCUUCCAGAGGCUGGUCUCAGAGUCCCGGGAGUUGAUGGUGCAGCUGGAAGGCCAGAGGCAGGAGCAGGCUCGCUGGCAGCAGGACUUGCUGUCCCAGUGGCUGGAGAAGGAGGAACUGAGGCAGAGGGAGGCCGCGGACAGGGAGGACCGGAGGGAGAGGGCCCGUAUGGAGCAUGAAAUCAGGGUACUAACGCUCCUCAGUGGCCUGGCCCAGAACCAGCAGAGACCGAAGCAGACACCACAUCACAGCCACAGCUGUUGCCACCAGUGUAGCAGGGUGGAGGGGGUAGCGGCAGGUGAGAUUGGGGCGUCGACCACUACCAGGCAUGAUGAUGGAACUGAGGACAGAGACAGGACAUAAUCAGAGGUCUUUAUAGAAGACAUAAUGAGUGCAGACCCGGGUCAUCUUAAGUACAGCUCGGAAGUAUUUGACGUACACUACGGCUGUGUGUUUUUUUUGACCCAGGUCUGGUGGGGUUGAGCACUCCAUGCCUUUUCAUGUUUGGAAAGGACUUGUAGGCUCUCCGAAUGUAUGUUUACCUCUUGCCGGAGUGUAGGGCCAACAUGAAAUUAAUCUGCUUUGUUAAUUGUUUAAUUAACCGUAAAAUGGUUUAAGCCUGACGUUCCAAAGGUUCAGUGGUCUCAGUGAAGCAACUUAAAUUCAGCGUUAUUCUCUCUCUCUUUUCACAAUCUACUUUUGUCAACUUCACAAAUAAAAAAUGUAUUGGUGUUCA
Molecule: messenger RNA, 1674 nt
Organism: Coregonus clupeaformis (lake whitefish)
Lineage: Eukaryota; Metazoa; Chordata; Actinopteri; Salmoniformes; Salmonidae
Exons: 4
Coding region: 51-1301 (416 amino acids)
Biological process (GO): positive regulation of DNA-templated transcription
Cellular component (GO): nuclear body
Source: RefSeq, a predicted model, not a curated record